Messenger RNA from Colletotrichum karsti, 885 nucleotides. RefSeq lists its product as uncharacterized. Lineage: Eukaryota; Fungi; Ascomycota; Sordariomycetes; Glomerellales; Glomerellaceae. Gene Ontology annotation, molecular function: structural constituent of ribosome; 5S rRNA binding. The transcript is spliced from 2 exons. Gene Ontology annotation, biological process: ribosomal large subunit assembly; translation. Gene Ontology annotation, cellular component: cytosolic large ribosomal subunit; ribosome. The record is from RefSeq and is a predicted model, not a curated record.
UUGGUGAAGAACAGCGCGUACUACAGCCGCUUCCAGACCAAGUACAAGCGCAGACAGCAGGGCAAGACCGACUACUAUGCCCGUAAGCGUCUGAUCACCCAGGCCAAGAACAAGUACGGUGCUCCCAAGUACCGUCUUGUGGUCCGCUUCACCAACCGCGACAUCAUCAUGCAGAUCGUCACCUCCGAGAUCUCUGGUGACAAGGUCUUCGUCGCCGCCUACUCCCACGAGCUCCCCGCCUACGGCAUCACCCACGGCCUGACCAACUGGGCCGCCGCCUACGCCACCGGUCUCCUGAUCGCCCGCCGCGCCCUCUCCAAGCUCGGCAUCGACAAGGACUUCGCUGGUGUCGAGGAGGCCACCGGCGAGUACACCCUCACCGAGGCCGUCGAGACCGACGACGGCGAGCGCCGCCCCUUCAAGGCCUUCCUCGACGUCGGCCUCCACCGCACCUCCACCGGUGCCCGUGUCUUCGGCGCCAUGAAGGGUGCCUCCGACGGCGGCAUCUUCGUCCCCCACUCCGAGAAGCGUUUCCCCGGUUACGACAUGGAGACCAAGGAGCUCGACGCCGACACCCUGAAGAACUACAUCUUCGGUGGCCACGUCGCCGAGUACAUGGAGACCCUCGCCGACGACGACGAGGAGCGCUUCAAGUCCCAGUUCCAGCAGUACGUCGACGACGACGUCGAGGCCGAGGGUCUCGAGGACCUCUACACCGAGGCCCACGCCUCCAUCCGUGAGGACCCCUGGAAGAAGCCCGAGGGCUCCAAGAAGACCAAGGAGGAGUGGAAGGCCGAGUCCAAGAAGUACAAGGUCGCCCGCCUCACCAAGGAGCAGAAGGAGCAGGCCGUCAAGGAGCGCAUUGCUGCUUACCGUGAGGAGUAA